Abrus precatorius (Indian licorice) is the source of this 2390-nucleotide messenger RNA. Its product is annotated as magnesium/proton exchanger. Gene Ontology annotation, biological process: metal ion transport; transmembrane transport. The record is from RefSeq and is a predicted model, not a curated record. NCBI's taxonomy places the organism in Eukaryota, Viridiplantae, Streptophyta, Magnoliopsida, Fabales, Fabaceae. Bases 604 to 2175 code for a protein of 523 amino acids. Gene Ontology annotation, cellular component: membrane. The transcript has 8 exons.
AUGCAACAACACGUUCUGUAAAGUUACUCUCAAAUCCAAAAUCUGUUCCAUUUGUAUGGGAGUAAAAAAAAAUGGCUGUUGCCGGGAAAAUCCCCCGCGAUCCGGUCCGGUGAAUUCUGCCUUCGCCGGUACAUCUUUGAUUUGUCCUCUCCUCAUUCCAAAUCCAUAACUCCACCUCUUUUCUUUCUCAAUUUGCACUUCCCAUUCUCAGAUCAAAUGCAUAGUUUGCGUGCUCGAACUCUCGAAUACAAGCUCGUGAUUAGUUUUGCAACUUCUUAAAAAAAUAGAAAAUAAUAAAUAUUAAUUCUUCUGAAUCUACUACUGAUACAUACUUGCUCGACUCGAGUUCAUGCUGCCAGCUGAAUAAUUGCUUCUAUUUUUUUUUUCUCAAAAUUCGAAAGGGAUCUCGUGUUGUUUAAGCAAUAGAUUGUUUUGGUCAAUUUUUUUUCAAUUUGGUUUUUGACGGAGGUUAACGACCUCGCAUAAUCAGUGUCCUGAGUGAUGUAUCUGAUAUCUUACUUGUUGUACAAGGGCGUGGCUGUUUUCUGGCGUGAACUCUCUGAAUUGAACAUUGUUGGUACAUAGCCCAAUAAGGCAAAAAGAAUGGUUAACUUUUCGAGUAUACUGGGGGAUGAGAAAUGUGAAAAGCACUUAAUUUUUAGUGGAGAAAUUGUUCUUGGAGGAAAUUUUAGGACAUUUUUGUAUUUUCUCGGCCUUGCUUAUUGUUUCAUUGGAUUAUCGGCUAUAACUGCUCGCUUCUUCCGAUCAAUGGAAAAUGUUGUGAAGCACACAAGGAAGGUAGUGGAGGUAGAUCCUGUUACUAAAACUGAAAUUAUUAGAUAUGAAAAAGUUUGGAAUUACACAAUUGCGGAUAUUAGCUUGUUGGCCUUUGGAACUAGCUUUCCUCAGAUAUCAUUAGCCACCAUCGAUGCUAUACAAAACAUAGGGAAGCUUUAUGCUGGAGGUUUGGGACCUGGAACACUUGUUGGUUCUGCUGCAUUUGACCUUUUCCAGAUCCACGCUGUUUGUGUAGUAGUUCCAAAAGCAGGAGAGCUGAAAAAGAUUGCUGAUCUAGGAGUAUGGCUGGUGGAGCUGUUUUGGUCAUUUUGGGCUUACUGUUGGUUAUACAUAAUUUUGGAGGUGUGGACUCCAAAUGUGGUGACUCUGUGGGAAGCCUUGUUGACAGUACUGCAGUAUGGAUUACUAUUGAUCCAUGCUUAUGCUCAAGACAAACGUUGGCCCUAUAUUUCUCUACCAAUUGCAAGAGAUGAUAGGCCUGAGGAUUGGGUGCCAGAAGAGACUCCUUACUUUCAACAAGAAGCGCAUGAGAAGGUGGAGUGCUAUGACGAAAAAAAUGUGGACACUGUUGAAAUUUUUUCCAUUUAUUCAGAAAACCUGACUGAUCCAUUGUAUGUCAGAGUACCUCAAAUAGAUGAGGAGGCUGAAAUUUCAGACGAAGUUAAAGAAACUACGUUGGAGGAUACCCAUUUGUUUACAAUUUGGACACAACAAUUUGUGGAUGCACUGAGGUUGGAGAGCCCAGAAUCAAAAAAAUUGAACAAUGUCUAUCUCCGCAUAGCUCGAAUUUUCUGGCAAUUGCUGCUUUUACCAUGGAGAUUUUUGUUUGCUUUUGUUCCUCCAUGCCAAAUCGCUCAUGGGUGGAUCUCCUUCAUUUGCUCUCUGCUUUUCAUCAGUGGGAUAGCUUACAUUGUGACUAGGAUCACAGACCUUAUAAGCUGCGUCACAGGCAUUAAUCCUUAUGUUAUAGCAUUUACAGCACUAGCCAGUGGAACCUCAUGGCCUGAUCUAGUGGCGAGCAAGAUUGCUACUGAACGUCAAAAAACCGCAGAUUCUGCAAUUGCAAACAUCACUUGCAGCAAUUCAGUGAAUAUAUAUGUUGGUAUUGGCGUUCCAUGGCUUAUUGAUACUUUGUACAACUUCAUAACAUAUAGAGAACCUCUCCGAAUCCAAAAUGCAGGGGGACUAAGCUUUUCGUUGAUUGUUUUCUUCUCCACUUCUGUUGGCUGUAUAACAGCUUUGGUUUUUAGGCGUAUAAUUUUGGGUGCAGAGCUAGGAGGGCCGAGGCUCUGGGCAUGGAUUACCAGCGCGUUCUUCACGUUGUUGUGGAUUAUUUUUAUUUUACUAUCUUCGUUAAAGGUUUCUGGGUUUAUUUAGAAUUAUUUAGGGAACAUAUUUAGUCACUUAAAUUUAUGACAUAGGUCAAACGCCAUCUUUCUGGGUAUUACUUCUAUUUUUCUCUCUUUACAUGUAUUACAUAUUUUGAUUAAAAGGCUUGUGGGGUGGGGAUUCCAACAAUUAUCUAAUCUAAUAGCCAUUAGAUAUUGAUUUAGGUGGUGAAGUGAAUAGAAAAGGCCCCACGGUAUAUAAUU